Messenger RNA from Aspergillus tanneri, 1263 nucleotides. RefSeq lists its product as uncharacterized. The transcript has 3 exons. NCBI's taxonomy places the organism in Eukaryota, Fungi, Ascomycota, Eurotiomycetes, Eurotiales, Aspergillaceae. Gene Ontology annotation, cellular component: fungal-type vacuole membrane. Bases 1 to 1263 code for a protein of 420 amino acids. Gene Ontology annotation, molecular function: transmembrane transporter activity. The record is from RefSeq and is a predicted model, not a curated record. Gene Ontology annotation, biological process: transmembrane transport.
AUGACAGGGGACCCAGAGUCCCCGUCUGUGGGUCAUGAAUCCGAGUACCCAGACGGGGGCUGGCGUGCAUGGAGUGUGGUGCUGGGUUCUUGGUGUGCCAUGGUGCCAUCGUUCGGACUGCUAAAUACUAUUGGAGUCCUCGAAGCAUGGUUGGCAAAUGAUCAGUUGAAAGACUACUCGAAGGCGUCAAUUGGUUGGAUCUUUAGUUUAUACUCCUUUUUCCUCUACUUUGGGAGCGUCCAGGUCGGGCCUAUCUUUGACGCAUAUGGGGUGAAGCCCUUACUUAUACCUGGAUGUAUAGGGCUCAUAGGUUCGAUCAUGGUACUGAGCGUGGCGAAAGAAUACUACCAAUUCAUGCUCGGAUUCAGCGUCCUCGGGGGCAUCUCCUCGUCCAUGGUUUUCACCCCCAGCGUCGCCUGUCUCACCCACUGGUUCCUGCGACGCCGUGCGCUAGCCACCGGCAUCGCUGCAACGGCUGGUGGAUUUGGUGGCAUCAUCUUCCCCAUCAUCAUCUACAACCUCGCCGAAACCGUCGGAUUCCCAUGGGCAAUCCGCAUUCUCGGCUUCAUCUGUGCUGCGUUCUGCAUCCUGUGCAUUCUCUUCCUUAAAACGCGACUUCCACCGUCCACCAAUGCCAACAACAACGGGAGGAUCGACAUUCGCUCGCUGCGGGAAGUCCCCUUCACCUUCCUCACCAUCGCCAUCAUCUUUAUCGACUUUGCCCUUCUCAUCCCCCUUACUUAUCUUCCAUCUUACGCAGAAGCACAGGGCAUGUCCCCUUCCCUCUCGUACCAACUCGCGUCCAUCCUCAACGCCGCUUCCAUCUUCGGCCGCGCCGUCCCAGGCUACUUAGCCGACCGUUUUGGUCGCUUCAACGUCAUGAUCAUAACGACGUUUGUCUGCGCCCUGAUCACCCUCGCAUUAUGGAUGCCCGCCGCCUCAAACCAUCCCGCCAUCAUCGCCUACGCCAUCCUCUUCGGCUUCUGGAGCGGCUCCGCCAUCAGCCUGGCCCCCGUCUGCGUCGCCCAAAUCUCGGAAACCUCCGAGUAUGGCCGUCGCUACGGGACAGUCUACACAUUCGUCAGCGUGGGUGCGCUCGUCGCCAUCCCGAUCGCUGGCGAGAUCCUCUCCGCAAACAGUCGGCCCCAUCACGAAAUAUACCUCGGAUUGAUCGGGUUCUGUGGUGGGGUGUAUUUUCUCGCGGGGGUGUUCUUCACCCUGUCCAGAUGGAAAUGUACCGGUUCAUUGGUGGGGAUGUUUUAA